Molecule: messenger RNA, 566 nt
Organism: Amoebophrya sp. A120
Lineage: Eukaryota; Dinophyceae; Syndiniales; Amoebophryaceae
Source: the annotation of a GenBank genome assembly
UAUUUUGAAGGAACUUUUCCUCAACUCAGUUGUACUUAGUGUUUACAAUUAGUGAAUGUGUUUCGUGCGUAAAAAGCGCAUGUCCGGUCGGUUCUGCAUGUGUGGUGAUAAGCUAAGAAGAAAGCAACUGUAACCACUUACUUGCUGCGAGUUUUUCUUUUUCGGAAACCGCGUUUUCCACUGCACGUGUAUCUUCAGCAUACUCUGUACUUACUUGCAAUUUUUAAAUCUUAUUGGUCUGUUGCCCAAAAAUAAUAGUGUGCGUACAAAAUAAACUUUUUCUUCUUUGAUUUUCCUCUGCCUUCGGUUGCGGCUUGCGGAUCAUGGAAACAAGUUAUCUGGAGUGGUGGGGCAAGCGCAUCAACCUUCGAGAACUACAUCAGACAGCCAAGAAAUCGGAGCAUGUUUGUCAUGUGAAAUGUUGCAUCUUCCAAGCGAAAGAACAAGUGCAUUUGCCAUGCCAAGAAUCUCAUAUCCCACUCUACAGCAACUCGGUAGCUGCAUUCUUCAGCCACGUUCCGUUGAGAGCAAAGACUGUGGCUUUGCUUCUUCUCGUCCUCAUCUAA